AUGUAUAGCUUCAAUACUCUUCGACUCUACCUUUGGGAGACCAUUGUAUUCUUCAGCCUCGCUGCUUCUAAGGAGGCUGAAGCUGCCCGCUCUGCACCCAAGCCUAUGUCACCCUCAGAUUUCCUGGAUAAGCUAAUGGGAAGAACGUCUGGAUAUGAUGCCAGAAUCAGGCCCAAUUUUAAAGGUCCCCCAGUGAACGUGAGUUGCAACAUUUUCAUCAACAGCUUUGGCUCCAUUGCUGAGACAACCAUGGACUACCGAGUCAACAUCUUCCUGCGGCAACAGUGGAACGACCCCCGACUGGCCUACAAUGAGUACCCGGAUGAUUCUCUGGACCUGGACCCAUCCAUGCUGGAUUCCAUCUGGAAGCCUGACCUGUUCUUUGCCAAUGAGAAGGGGGCCCACUUCCAUGAGAUCACCACAGACAACAAACUGCUGCGGAUCUCCCGCAACGGGAAUGUCCUCUACAGCAUCCGAAUCACCCUGACGUUGGCCUGCCCCAUGGACCUGAAGAAUUUUCCCAUGGAUGUCCAGACAUGUAUCAUGCAACUGGAAAGCUUUGGAUACACCAUGAAUGACCUCAUCUUUGAGUGGCAGGAGCAGGGAGCUGUACAGGUGGCAGAUGGACUAACUCUACCCCAGUUUAUCCUGAAGGAAGAGAAAGACUUGAGAUACUGCACCAAGCAUUACAACACAGGUAAAUUCACCUGCAUUGAGGCCCGGUUCCACCUGGAGCGGCAGAUGGGUUACUAUUUGAUCCAGAUGUACAUCCCCAGCCUGCUCAUUGUCAUCCUCUCAUGGAUCUCUUUCUGGAUCAACAUGGAUGCUGCACCUGCCCGGGUGGGCUUAGGCAUCACCACUGUGCUCACCAUGACCACGCAGAGCUCUGGCUCCCGAGCAUCCCUGCCCAAGGUGUCCUAUGUGAAAGCCAUCGACAUUUGGAUGGCAGUGUGCCUGCUCUUCGUGUUCUCGGCUCUGCUGGAAUACGCCGCUGUUAACUUCGUGUCUCGGCAACACAAAGAGCUGCUCCGAUUCCGCAGGAAGCGGCGGCAUCACAAGGAGGAUGAGGCUGGAGAGGGCCGCUUCAACUUUGCCUACGGGAUGGGCCCUGCCUGUCUGCAAGCCAAGGAUGGCAUCUCGGUCAAGGGUGCCAACAACAACAACACCACCAACCCGCCUCCUGCGCCAUCCAAGUCCCCCGAGGAGAUGCGCAAACUCUUCAUCCAGAGGGCCAAGAAGAUCGACAAAAUAUCCCGCAUCGGCUUCCCCAUGGCCUUCCUCAUCUUCAACAUGUUCUACUGGAUCAUCUACAAGAUCGUCCGCAGAGAGGACGUCCACAACCAGUGAAGGGUCUGCGAGGAGCUGGGGAGGGUUGGGACCGGGAGGGGGGAAGGGGAAACAGCACAGGAACCUGAGCCUAAAGCAGAGGAGAGGCGCAGCAGGAAGGGGCACACGUGCACAGCUCUUUCUCUCUCAGCUACAUGUGCAAUAGCCAAAAUGCAGCAAUGCAUGAAU
This is a messenger RNA of Ochotona princeps (American pika), 1515 nucleotides long. It is a transcript of the gene GLRA1, whose product is annotated as glycine receptor alpha 1. Lineage: Eukaryota; Metazoa; Chordata; Mammalia; Lagomorpha; Ochotonidae. Bases 1 to 1347 code for a protein of 448 amino acids. Gene Ontology annotation, molecular function: transmitter-gated monoatomic ion channel activity; glycine binding; extracellularly glycine-gated chloride channel activity. Gene Ontology annotation, biological process: chloride transmembrane transport; regulation of membrane potential; nervous system process. The transcript has 9 exons. Gene Ontology annotation, cellular component: plasma membrane; synapse; neuron projection. The record is from RefSeq and is a predicted model, not a curated record.